Molecule: messenger RNA, 3415 nt
Organism: Oreochromis niloticus (Nile tilapia)
Lineage: Eukaryota; Metazoa; Chordata; Actinopteri; Cichliformes; Cichlidae
Gene: colgalt1a
Product: collagen beta(1-O)galactosyltransferase 1a
Exons: 12
Coding region: 173-2005 (610 amino acids)
Molecular function (GO): procollagen galactosyltransferase activity
Source: RefSeq, a predicted model, not a curated record
AUCCCACCCCUUUAGAGAUUAACCUCGCACUGCUUUUAUAUCAGGGACUGUAGCACAGACUUUCCCUAUCUGUGAUGACUGCAGAAAGUGAAGAGACAGUUUUCUAUAGCCCCCGACGAGCCACAGUCCACUUAUAAAUUACCGUUAUUCUAUUCCAUAAUUUGCUAUUGCGAUGUCCAGGCUCGCUGGCCUCGCCGACGCCCUGCUCCUCCUGCUCCUGUCCUGCUGCAGUCCUGUCCGGGGAUAUUUUUCGGAGGAGCGCUGGAACCCCGAAUCUUCACUCCUUGCACCCCGCGUUCUUCUUGCCCUCAUUUGCAGAAACUCCGAGCACUCAUUGCCGUAUUUCCUGGGUACUAUUGAGCGCCUCAACUACCCGAAGGACCGUAUGGCACUAUGGGUAGCAACCGAUCAUAAUGAGGACAACACCACAGCCAUUCUGCGUGACUGGCUUGUAAAAGUACAGAAGCUCUACCAUUAUGUAGAGUGGAGGCCAAAAGAGGAGCCCAGAAGUUAUGAAGAUGAGGAAGGUCCAAAGGACUGGAUAGAUCCUCGUUAUGAGCAUGUUAUGAAGCUUCGGCAAGCAGCGCUGGAGUCUGCCCGUGAGAUGUGGGCAGACUACUUUAUGCUGGCAGAUUGUGACAACCUCCUUACCAAUUCAAAUGUGCUCCGGGGGCUGAUGAAACAGAAUAAGACUAUCAUCGCUCCGAUGCUUGAAUCUCGUGCAGCCUACUCAAAUUUUUGGUGUGGAAUGACUUCCCAGGGUUAUUAUAAGAGGACACCUGCCUACAUACCCGUUAGGAAGCAGAUACGAAAGGGCUGUUUUGCCGUUCCUAUGGUACACUCCACGUUCCUAAUAGACCUCAGGAAAGAGGCCUCCAGGCAGCUAGCCUUUCACCCGCCACACCCAGAAUACAGCUGGGCAUUUGAUGACAUUAUUGUGUUUGCUUACUCUGCUAGGAUGGCAGAGGUUCAAAUGUUUGUAUGUAACAAGGAGACCUACGGAUACUUUCCUGUGCCACUACGUUCCCACAACACUUUGCAAGAUGAAGUUGACAGCUUCUUACACACCGUGUUGGAAGUUAAUGUGCGAAAUGCCCCAGUGAUGCCAUCCAAAUACAUAAGUGUUCCUAGAAAACAACCUGACAAAAUGGGCUUUGAUGAGGUGUUCGUGAUAAACUUGCAGAGGCGGACUGACCGCAGAGAACGUAUGCUAAGGGCACUGCAUGAGCAGGAGAUUGCUUGUAAAGUUGUUAAUGCCGUGGAUGGAAAAGCAAUGAAUGUCAGUGAAAUUCAUGCAUUGGGCAUUCAUAUGCUUCCUGGAUACAGUGACCCUUAUCAUGGUCGUCCACUAACAAAGGGAGAGCUGGGAUGCUUUCUUUCCCACUAUAACAUCUGGAAAGAGAUUGUGGAACGAAGUCUCGACACAUCUUUAGUGAUCGAAGAUGACCUGCGCUUUGAGGUGUUCUUCAAACGUCGCUUGAUGAACUUAAUGAGUGAGGUGGAGCGUGAAGGUCUGGAUUGGGAUCUCAUUUAUAUUGGUCGAAAGAGAAUGCAAGUGGCUCACCCGGAGAAAGCAGUGCCAAAUAUACACAACUUGGUGGAGGCAGACUAUUCAUAUUGGACACUAGGAUAUAUGAUAUCAUUACAGGGUGCCCAGAAGCUUUUAAAAGCAGAACCACUAAAGAGGAUUUUGCCAGUGGAUGAGUUUCUUCCUAUCAUGUACAAUAAACACCCUGUAUCUGAUUAUAUGGAACAGUUUGAAACCAGGGACCUGCUGGCAUUUUCCGCAGAGCCUCUCCUUGUGUAUCCAACUCACUAUACAGGUGACCCAGGAUACAUCAGUGACACUGAGACCUCCACUGUGUGGGACAAUGAAAAAAUCCGCACAGACUGGGAUAGAGCACGCUCAGGAAAAAGUCAUGAGCAGGCUGAGAUCAGCACAGAGGCCCAGAACUCAGAUGUGCUCCAGUCUCCUUUGGACAGUACAGCACGGGACGAGCUAUGAGAGGAAAAAUAAAAAAGGUCCAUAAAAUGCACCGCAUUAGUUUUGUAAUCAUGUUUAAUCUUUGAUGACUUUGAUUUUGCAUCAGAAUAGUGAUGUGGUAUCAAAGAAUAUAGAGAAGUUUAAAUUAUCAGAAGUGAAAAGUUAAAAAGGGAUCAUGCAUGUCAUGUUUUCUGCUGUCGUCAGCUUGUGGUUUUUACUUUAUAAAGGCACUAGACUUGCCAUUUGGAAUGGCAUUUGCAGUUCCCACCUACUCUCUGUCAUACAGAAAUAACGUGUACUGGUAAAGAACGAAACUGGACUGCUGCAUUUCAGUGGUGCUAAUUUGAGGUUAGACUGUGUUUUGUAGCCUUGAGAAAUUAAUGAAUUUGGCUACAACAACAACAAAUCUGCACCACAGAACAAAAUAAAGACGUCUUAAAUCAACCUAUGCAAAACCUAUGUACUUUUGACAUUUUGAAUCUUUUUGUUUGUUUUUGUUAAAUUUUAUAACAGUGCUUUUAUAUAAUGUUUUUACUUGGUCAUUGGACGGUACAAUAGAACCCUGUAGCAAAUUUCUAUCAAAGUGACAAAAUUCAGAACCAAAUAAUUUAAUUUGCAGAAAUACUGAAGCAGAAUUACCACCAGUACCGUUUGUUGCUGUGUUGUUUAAAUUGUGUUUUGUUUUGUCCUGCUUUUUAAAAAAAAAAAAUUUUUUUAACUCUUAUAUUAAGAGGUGGUUGCUGGUUCCGCCAACCACCUCUUAAUACAAAUAGAAGUGAGACAAUCACCAAACACACUGGUGUUUCAACUUGCCCACAUCCAAAUGCACAUCAGCCACUUUAUUACCUCUCUCCCACAGAUGUGGUGCUGGUACCUGUGCAAGUUCUGCUUUAGUUUCUUUUUAAGAACGAGCUCACAUUUAUGUAGCAGACUUUGAGGUAUUUUCCAUGUCCAUAAAGUUAUGGCGCAGAGAUGCACCACUGUGGGCUGCAUCUAUAAAUUACCUGUGAAAUUUUUGUGGUUGUCCUUCUUUUUGCCACUAAUUGUUCUGACUUUGGGCCCAUUAGUUUUGUGGCGAUGUGAAUGCAUUUGUCUUUUUUGGCAGAAAUUAUAUGAAACAGGUUUUAGAUUAAGCACCAGCGCUGCAUCGGUGGAAAAGAGCUGUAUUGCUGUUCCAUCUCAGAUCAGUUCAGUGUGAAUGUUGAGCAUUUUGAUUGUGGUAGACUUUAUGAAUUGUCAUUACAUAAGAUAAAAGUAGAUCAUCAUGUUUCUCACAGUAUAUUUAUUGUGCCGUGGUUUCCCUCAUCACAUACACAGAUCUCUGAUGAAGCCAGUUUCUGUUGAGUACUGAUGGGAGUUAUUCACUCACUAAGUGUGCACAAAAAUGUUAUGGCGCUUGUGCCGACAAAAAAUAAAAUGUUUUCAUUUUAA